Glycine soja is the source of this 997-nucleotide messenger RNA. Its product is annotated as protein TIFY 3-like. Lineage: Eukaryota; Viridiplantae; Streptophyta; Magnoliopsida; Fabales; Fabaceae. The coding region runs from base 105 to 728 and encodes 207 amino acids. Gene Ontology annotation, cellular component: nucleus. Gene Ontology annotation, biological process: regulation of jasmonic acid mediated signaling pathway; regulation of defense response; response to wounding. The transcript is spliced from 5 exons. The record is from RefSeq and is a predicted model, not a curated record.
GUUAAAAGUACAAUUAGCAACAAACCUUGCAUAUCCACACCCUCACUUGCUCCUAAGCCAUACAAUACAAAAAAGUCGUUUUUUUAUUUUUUUAAUUUUCAACCAUGGCUGGUGUGAACCCCGAGGCAGGAGGGUGGAAGGCUUAUCCUUCUGUUAUGGAGACUGCUCUUGAUAGUGGUGAUGGAAGGAGUCAUCAUAACAUGAGUGAUGAUGGGUCGGUGAUGCAUUUCUCUGCUACAAGGUCAGUGGCAGUGCCAUCAUCUGGACAGAAUAAAGUGAUUCCUAGUCCAACUCAGUUUAGCAUCCUCUAUAAGGGGAAAAUGUGUAUCUAUGAAGGAAUUCCUGCAGAAAAGGUGCGUGAAAUAAUGUUGAUUGCUUCUGUCUCUGCUAAGUCUGCUGAAAUGAAGAGUGGGAUCCGAUUGACUUCAUUCAUUCCCAAAAGCCCUUCUUCUUCACAGGGAAACUCUACUAAUUUGCCUUCACCCCAAUCAGUCAAGAGUUCCAUUCGCAGGCUGCAAGAUGAAUUUCCACUGGCUCGAAGGCAAUCACUUCAAAGAUUUCUUGAGAAGAGAAGAAACAGGUUGGCUAACAAAUCCCCCCAUGCCUUAACAAAAAAUGUGGUUCACAACCCAGACAAGGGCUUUUCUCCUGACGACACGCCAGAUUUUGGUUUGUUGAACUUGAACUUUCAGAGGAGGGAUUUCAGCCCCGUGGUGCUGCCUCUUUAAGGCAACUGGUGUUGGUUCUGCUCUAUAUGUUCUGGAAUUGCAUGUGCAUGCAUGUAGACCCAAAGAAACUAAUAUAACUGUGUUAUGUUCUCGAGACCAUAUUUUAUGCCUAAUUAGUGAACUUGAAUGUGUCAACUAUGACAUGAAAGUUGGGUUAGUUUGGAUAAUAAUGCGUAGAAAAUAUUCAUUAUGCACAGAAACUGUCCCUUUUUAAAUGUGUUUGGACAAUUUGAUUAUCGAUUGGGUUGUAACAUCAUAGCUGCUUCGUA